AUGAAUAAUAUGACACACCCUCACACCUCUAACGUUUUCUCCAUCUAUCUCGACUCAGUCAACGAGUGCACUGCUCUUGGCGUCCCCUUCGUCCCAGCGUGCCUGUCACAGAAGAAAAAACGGAAUCGGGAAUCCAACAGAGAGGAGCCUUAUCAUAAUCAGAAGACAUUCUGGGCGCCGGACGAGAGUGAAGGAAGUGAGAGUGACAACUCGGAUGACAGUAUGAGUGACCUGUAUCCAGAACAUCUCUUUAGCAGAAAAGACGACUCAAGGACAGAGUUGCUGCUGAACAAGGGCAUAGUGACAGUGAGAAGAUGGAGGUCGAGACACAAUUGCCAAGGAAACGGAAAAAGACACAUCCACACCCAUUUACAAAGAAGAAAUUGAAGGAAGGGGCCCCUCAAAGACCCAACAGCCGUGGCAAGUUUAAGACGAGUCAGAAAGCUGGAAAUCGGAACUGAUUCUUGGAACAGCC
Molecule: messenger RNA, 475 nt
Organism: Carcharodon carcharias (great white shark)
Lineage: Eukaryota; Metazoa; Chordata; Chondrichthyes; Lamniformes; Lamnidae
Product: surfeit locus protein 2-like
Exons: 4
Coding region: 1-387 (128 amino acids)
Source: RefSeq, a predicted model, not a curated record